AAAAGGAGUUUUUUUUUUUUUAUCGGCUAGGUGCCGCAAGCUACCGCCCAUUAUAAACAAUACAGCCGUUAUUAUUUAUCCAUCCACCCACCUGUUCGUGGUUGUUCGUAGUUCCCAAGGUUCCCAAGGUUCGGAAAGCCAGAAAAAGUGCCUGGCACCGCGCACCGCUGGCUGGCACUCUUGGCACAGAGGCAACCAAGGCGCCUGAUCUUCCAGUGCUCAAAAUGGCGGACGAUCAAGAGCUGGCGCGGGUCGAAGCUCUGUGCCAGCGGCUCUACGAGGGAGUCGACACCUCGGAGCGUGCCCAGGCUGAAUCUCAGCUCUCGGAGUUCUGUUGCGGCUCUUCACCGGAUUGCUUGCAACGUUGCAGGCUACUACUCGACCGGUCGCAGAGUUCAUAUGCACAGCUUCUAGCAGCUACUACACUCAGCAAGUUGGUGUCAAAGAGCCCGGGUUCCUUGAGUCUACAGCAGCGGCUAGAAAUGCGCAACUACAUUCUGUCAUACCUAUGGCAGAGGCCCAAGGGGGCCUCGUACGUGACCCAAGCACUAGUUCAGCUUUUUGCCCGGCUCACCAAGCUGGGCUGGUUUGAUUCAGACAAAGAGGAGUUUGUUUUCCGGAAUGUCAUUCGCCAAGUGCAGUCGUUCCUGCAGGGUUCGGUCGAGUACUGCAUGGUGGGGGUGCAGCUGCUUUCACAGCUUACCUGUGAAAUGAACCAUGUCACCGAGGCGGAAGCCAACCGUAGUCUGACCAAGCAGCGUAAGAUUGCAUCCUCUUUCCGGGAUAGCCAACUGUAUGACAUUUUCCAACUGGCUUGCGACCUUCUUCGAAGAGCCCUGGAUUCAUGGAAAAGUCAGAUGAGCUUCAGUGACGACACGCAGCAACAACUGAUGAGUCAGCUUCUGCGGCUGGCCCACCACUGUUUGAGUUUCGACUUCAUUGGCACGAGUCCAGACGAGUCCUCGGACGACCUGUGCACAGUGCAGAUCCCGACGGGCUGGCGGCCGGCCUUCCUUGACUACAACACUCUGCAGCUUUUCUUCGACCUGUUCCACUCCCUGCCGGGCACUCUGAGCCCUCCGGUGCUUUCCUGCCUCGUGCAAAUUGCCUCAGUGCGCCGCUCGCUUUUCAACAAUGCCGAACGGGCCAAGUUCCUUUCCCAGCUGGUCACUGGUGUCAAGCAUGUCCUCGAGAACCCCCAGAGCUUGGCGGACCCAAACAGUUAUCACGAGUUCUGCCGCCUCUUGGCUAGGCUCAAGUCUAACUAUCAGCUCGGCGAACUGGUCAAGGUUGAAGCCUACCCCGAGACCAUUGCUCUCAUAGCAAAGUUCACUGUCACGAGUCUACAGAUGUGGCAGUUUGCACCCAACAGUGUACAUUACCUGCUGAGUUUAUGGCAGCGUAUGGUUGCUUCUGUGCCAUACGUGAAGGCCUCAGAGCCUCACCUGUUGGAUGCCUACACGCCCGAGGUGACGCGAGCCUACAUCACGUCACGUCUGGACUCUGUGGCCCAAGUCAUCAGGGAGGGCUUGGAGGACCCCCUGGACGACAUGGGCAUGGUGCAACAGCAGCUGGAUCAGCUGUCAACGAUUGGGCGCUGCGAAUAUGAGAAGACAUGCGCCCUCCUUGUGCAACUCCUGGACCAGUCUGCGCAGGCAUACCGCGAGGCCGGCAGCCAGGGUGUGGCUGCGCUCGACCUGGCCGUGCUCGAAGGGCAGCUGUCCUGGCUGGUGUACAUCAUUGGGGCGGCUGUGGGGGGACGAGCGUCCUUCUCCACGGCCGACGACCACGAUGCCAUGGACGGCGAGCUGGUGUGCAGGGUGCUCCAGCUGAUGCAGCUGAGGGACUCUCGCCUGCCCUUGGGCUCCUGCUCGGGCGAGAAGUUAGAGCUGGCUCUGCUGAGCUUUUUUGAGCAAUUCCGCAAGAUCUAUGUAGGAGACCAGGUGCCCAAGACGUCCAAGGUCUAUCGGCGAUUAUCUGAAGUCCUGGGCCUCUCGGAUGAUUCAAUGGUACUGAGCAUUUUUGUGCGCAAGAUAAUCACCAACCUCAGGUACUGGAGCUGCAGUGAGGCAAUUGUGAGCAAGACCCUGCAGCUGCUGAGUGACCUCAGUGUGGGCUACUCAUCCGUCCGUAAAUUGGUCAAGCUGGAAGAAGUGCAGUUUAUGCUCUCAAACCACACGAGUGAGCAUUUUCCCUUUUUGGGUCAUGGCACUGGCGGUAGGAGCCCUCGUGCAGCUACGACAACUGGUACAGGUCCUACUGGCUCCAGCCGGGGCAUGGACAUGCGGUGCCGGUCGACCUUCUACACGUCCCUGGGAAGGCUCCUCAUGGUGGACCUCGGAGAAGACGAAGAGCGCUUUGCCCAGUUCAUGCGCCCCCUCACCGUGGCCUUCGAGGCGAUUGGCAGCACCUUGGCAAACGCCGACUCGCCCCUCUUUAACGCGGACGAAGCCAAGAAGAUGCUUAUUGGAUUGGCACGGGAUCUUCGAGGCCUGGUGUUUGCCUUCAAUACCAAGACUAGUUACAUGAUGCUUUUUGAAUGGAUCUACCCAACCUACUUUCCAAUCCUGCAUCGAGCCCUCGAGCUUUGGUACCAUGACCCCUGUGUGAGCACGCCAGUGCUCAAGUUGGUUGCAGAGCUUGUUCAAAACCGAUCGCAAAGGCUGCAUUUUGAUGUCUCUUCGCCAAACGGCAUCCUUCUCUUCCGGGAGACUUCCAAGACUAUGGUUCUUUAUGGCACAUGCAUCUUGACGCUUGGCCAAAUUCCCAAGGACCAGGUGUACAAGCUCAAGCUGAAGGGCAUUGCCAUCUGCUUCAGCAUGCUCAAGAGUGCACUCUGUGGAGGCUACGUCAACCUGGGUGUUUUUUCGUUGUAUGGGGACACUGCACUGGAUGACGCCCUGGGAAUCUUUGUCAAGCUUCUGCUCUCCAUACCUCAGUCUGACUUGCUGGACUACCCCAAGUUGAGUCAGGCAUACUACGUUCUGCUGGAGUGCCUGGCACAGGACCACAUGCAUUUUCUGAGCAACCUGGAGCCACCAGUGUUCCUCUACAUUCUCUCCUCUGUCUCUGAAGGGCUCACAGCUUUGGACACAAUGGUGUGCACGGGGUGCUGUGCCACCCUGGACCACAUGGUGAGCUUCCUCUUCCGGCGCCUGUCCAAGGGCAGCUCUAAAGGCCCACCAGAGCCCUGCCUUCGUGUCCUGGAGCUACAUCCAGAAAUCCUGCAGCAGAUGCUGUCGACGAUCCUGAACAUCAUCAUGUUUGAGGACUGCCGCAACCAGUGGUCCAUGUCGAGGCCCCUGCUGGGCCUUAUCCUGCUCAACGAGGAAUACUUUGGCCAGCUGCGUCAAAGCCUGGUGGGCAGCCAGCCAGUAGACAAGCAAGCCACCAUGUCACAGUGGUUCGACUCGCUCAUGGACGGUAUUGAGCGCAACCUGCUCACCAAGAACAGGGACAGGUUCACCCAAAACUUGUCAGUCUUCCGGAGGGAUAUCAAUGACUCUCUGAAAGGUCCUGCCUCCUUGGAUAUGAUGACAUAGCACUGCAUCUUGUGAAGCUGCCUCUGUUGCUGCUUCGAAUGGUUUGAAUGGUGUUUGUUUUAGAGCCAGCUUUUCCGGUUUUUUUUUCCCCCUUUUUAACACAAGCUCCGACCUGUCCAAGCUUCUGUUGCUUUUGGGCUUGAGUGUCUGGCUUGUACAUUGAAUUGAAUGUACUGAGCUUUUUUGCUUCAAUAGUUUUGUCUUUGCAAAGGUCCUGAAGGAACUAAAUGACAUUUUUUUGUGGGAGAGAUUUUGGUCAUAGAUGUAUGCUGCUGCUGGCAUUGUUUAUAUGUGACAGUUCCUCUUGAUUGUGUACAUGAUUUUUGUUUUCUUUGGAAAAUGAAAGGGGAAAUGGAGCACUGGGACUGUAGGUUUCUCAUAUUGUGUUGAGAGUAUUUAAGUAUUCGCCUGAAAUGAAUGUGUAUAUAAAGGUUGCAUGUCGAGGUCGACAAAUGCUAGUGAGGUAUUUAUUUGAAUUGACCAGUUAUAACCCUCUUAAAGAGGCAUUAAAUUUGUGUAGUUCGGUUUUUGUUGCAAAAACUUUUCAUUCCAAGGAGCAUGUGCUGAUAUUUUUUUACUCAGAAGUGUACAUAAAAAUAAACUGAUGUAAAUAUU
Molecule: messenger RNA, 4157 nt
Organism: Ixodes scapularis (black-legged tick)
Lineage: Eukaryota; Metazoa; Arthropoda; Arachnida; Ixodida; Ixodidae
Gene: Ranbp16
Product: exportin-7-B
Exons: 23
Coding region: 225-3542 (1105 amino acids)
Biological process (GO): protein export from nucleus
Cellular component (GO): nuclear pore; cytoplasm
Molecular function (GO): nuclear export signal receptor activity; small GTPase binding
Source: RefSeq, a predicted model, not a curated record